Molecule: messenger RNA, 342 nt
Organism: Cucurbitaria berberidis CBS 394.84
Lineage: Eukaryota; Fungi; Ascomycota; Dothideomycetes; Pleosporales; Cucurbitariaceae
Exons: 1
Source: RefSeq, a predicted model, not a curated record
AUGCCAUCACCUUUACUCGAAUCCCCUAUACGAUGCGAGAUUUUAGAGGCAACACUAGAUGAUUCCCCAAACUACAUCGCCUUAUCCUACGCUUGGGACUCCCAUGAGGGAAAAGUGUCGGUCAUUUGCAAUGGAAGCUGUUUGACAGUCACACCGAACUGUGCUCGAGCUCUGCGCCAAAUACGCGAAAUAUACGGCAAAUGGCACGCCGUCAAUGUGUGGGUGGACGCUAUCUGCAUCGAUCAAGGAAGCGACACAGACGCUCUGGGUGAGCGAUCGCAGCAGAUUCAAAUCAUGGGAGAAGUAUACAAGAGGGCAACACAUGUAAUUGCCUGGCUAGGA